GCUCCGUCCACGGGUCCCUCCCUGCUGGACGAAAUGUGGCUGAAACCGGAGGAAGUAGUUCUGAAGAACGCUCUCAAACUGUGGGUGACAGAGAGAAGCAAUGACUUCUUUUUGCUGCAGAGAAGGAGAGGACACGGAGAGAGUACAGGCAGGAUCACAGGUCUCCUUGUUGGAGCUCUGGACACCGUGCUGGACUCAAACGCCAGAGUCAUACCAUUUCGCAUUCUCCUCCAGGUUCCUGGCUCCCAGAUCAGCUGGGUCAUCGCCAGUGGAGCAGCCAUAGAGGAGGUGAACAAGCACUGGGACUGGCUGGUCCACAACCUGCUGCACUCUCUGUCCGUGUUUGAGAACAAGGAGGAUGUCGCCAGCUUCGUCAAGGGGAAAGUCAAGGGCCUCAUCGCAGAAGAGGUGCGCAGCCGCCAGGCUGCCCAGGAGGACGACCCGGAGAAGUUCAGGGAGGCGCUGCUGAAGUUUGAGCUGCACUUCGGCCUCCCGUCCUCGGAGAAACUGGUGACGUUCUACUCCUGCUGCUGCUGGAAGGGCCGGGUUCCUCGACAGGGGUUCCUCUACCUCAGUAUCAACCACAUGGCCUUCUACUCCUUCCUGCUGGGGAAGGAAGUUAAGUUCAUCAUUCCCUGGGCUGAUGUAAUGCGGCUGGAGCGGGUCUCCGCCGGACUGACAGAGGCGAUCAGGGUCAGCACCCGGCAGCGACAGAGAGAGUUCUCCAUGUUCCUGAACCUGGAUGAGACAUUUGGGGUCAUAGGUCAGCUGGCUGACAUUGCCCUCAGACGGCUGCUGGACAGCGAGGGUCUGGAACUGGACCGAGUCCUGCAGCAGCCCACACGCAUCACCAAGAGGAUCCUGGAGGAGCAGGCCAUCCGAGAGUACGUCCUCGCUCUGUUCCGUCUACCUCGCGCUGAGAAACUCCACGAGGUGGCGUCUUGCGCCGUGUGGACGCCCCACGCUCGCUGUCACACGAGCGGCACCUUGUACACAACCGACAGCUACCUCUGUUUCUCCGGCCGAGAAGAAGGCAGCUGCAUCCUCAUCAUCCCCCUCUCGGAGGUGGUAUCCAUAGAGAAGGCAGAGAGCACCAGUUCGCUCCCUAACCCCAUCAUCGUCAGCAUCAGGACCAAAAAGGCUUUCCAGCUGAUCGAGCUGCAGAACAGGGACGAGCUGGUGGACAACCUUAACACCAGACUCAGAGCUAUGCAGUGGAAACAGUCCAUGUUCCGCAGCAGGAAGGACAGCAGGAAGAGUCUGAGUUCUCCAACACCUUACUACACCUUCUACUACGACACCGGCUUCUCUGAUGAAGAAGAGAUAGAGGAGCAGGUUCUGAGGAACACCAUCAACAGUGAGGCUUUGAUGACAGCAUUCCAUCAAACCACAGCAGAGGCCAACGGCGGCGAGAGCCUGGAGCAGGUGAAGGAACGUCUGUGGAACAGUCACUUCUCAGAUUUUGGCCGCGGGGUCCACAUGUUCCGCACAGAGAAGAUCCAGAGGCUGGUUGCCAUGGGAAUUCCCGAGUCACUGAGAGGAGAGCUAUGGAUGACGUUUUCUGAUGCCUGCUCAGAGCUGGACUCUCAUCAGGGCAACUACACCAGUCUGGUACAGAAGUCCAUGGGUCAGAACAGUUUGGCCACAGAGGAGAUUGAGCGUGACCUUCACCGAUCACUGCCUGACCACCCUGCCUUCCAGAACCCGACUGGCAUCGCUGCUCUGCGCCGCGUCCUCACAGCCUACGCACAUCGCAACCCAAAGAUAGGAUACUGUCAGUCUAUGAACAUCCUGGCAUCCGUGCUGUUACUUUAUGCCAAAGAAGAAGAAGCCUUCUGGCUGCUUGUGGCCGUGUGUGAGAGGAUGCUGCCGGAUUACUUCAAUCGCAGGGUCAUAGGAGCUCAGGUGGACCAGUCGGUGUUUGAAGAACUGAUCCGGGAGCGUCUUCCAGAGUUGGCCGAACACGUUCCUGACCUCUCCUCGCUCUCCUCUGUCUCCCUCUCCUGGUUCCUCACCCUGUUUCUCAGCGUGCUGCCCUUUCACAGCGCCGUCCGUGUGGUCGACUGCUUCUUCUUCCAUGGUAUCAAAGCCAUCUUCCAGCUAGGCCUGGCUGUGCUGGAGGCCAACGCUGCGGCUCUCUGUGCCUGCACAGACGAAGGACAGGCUCUGAUGAUUCUCACCAGUUUCCUGGACAAGGUUGGCAGUAAGGCCCCCUUUAGUCCUCCGCCGUCUCCAACUGCUGCAGAGGAGAGCAGCCACAGUGAGGCGGACAGUCCUGCCACGAGACACAUCAACAUCAUUGACCUCAUCAAUGAGUCGUAUGAGAAAUUUGGAGACCUGACGGUGCGGCACAUCGAGAGGCUUCGGUGUCAAAACAGAAUCCGGGUCCUGCAGGCUCAUGAAGACACGGCCAAAGAAAACGCUUUAAGACUCGUGACAUCAGAAGUUUCCAUCACUCCAGACGUCUUGUCGGACAUCUACGAUCUCUUCAAGACGGAGCACUUCAUCAGUCUGUACUGGGGUGACAGCAGCUCUGCAGCAGCAGCGGAGGCCGCGGCCUGGAGUCACACCACCUCCGGCCGCUCCUUCAUAGAGCGGCAGUACCGCUUAGACCGCGCCCAGUUCAAGAGUCUGUAUGGACUGCUGGUGCCGUGGCCGGGAGACCUAACACAACACAACGACACGGUGGCCAACCGCACCUUCACUCUGCUGGACCAGGACCACGACAACCUGGUGACCUUCAGGGAGUUCGCUGGUUGGCUGGACACCCUGUAAUGUGAAGAGCUGAAUGAGAAAAUACGACUGUUGUAUCGACUCCACAUUCCACCAGCUCUGACAGAGAGCGAGAACGACCCCUCCCUGAUGAAGAGUCCACUGCUGUCCACAAACAGACCUCUCUAUCUCACCAAGAAGAUGUCUGGUGAUGAAGGUGAAG
Messenger RNA from Cynoglossus semilaevis (tongue sole), 2935 nucleotides. RefSeq names its product TBC1 domain family member 8 (gene tbc1d8). The record is from RefSeq and is a predicted model, not a curated record. Gene Ontology annotation, molecular function: calcium ion binding. Lineage: Eukaryota; Metazoa; Chordata; Actinopteri; Pleuronectiformes; Cynoglossidae. Bases 34 to 2775 code for a protein of 913 amino acids. The transcript has 19 exons.